AUGUCUGGCGUCGAGAAAACCAGCAACCCCAUAACCAAGGAUGCUGCGGCGCGGAUCCAGUCCAACGAAGCCAAGAAUGGCAAGGACACCUGCUUUGACUCUCGAGCUCAGGCUGCAGCUGACAAGAACGCCAAUGAGGCGGCUAAGUAG
Fusarium fujikuroi IMI 58289 is the source of this 150-nucleotide messenger RNA. RefSeq lists its product as uncharacterized. NCBI's taxonomy places the organism in Eukaryota, Fungi, Ascomycota, Sordariomycetes, Hypocreales, Nectriaceae. The transcript is spliced from 2 exons. Bases 1 to 150 code for a protein of 49 amino acids. The record is from RefSeq and is a predicted model, not a curated record.